Molecule: messenger RNA, 3413 nt
Organism: Exophiala mesophila
Lineage: Eukaryota; Fungi; Ascomycota; Eurotiomycetes; Chaetothyriales; Herpotrichiellaceae
Exons: 3
Coding region: 1140-3116 (658 amino acids)
Biological process (GO): intracellular signal transduction; regulation of cytokinesis; mitotic spindle organization
Cellular component (GO): spindle microtubule; cytoplasm; spindle pole centrosome
Molecular function (GO): protein serine/threonine kinase activity; ATP binding
Source: RefSeq, a predicted model, not a curated record
CGCAGAGACGUUAAGGUACCUCAAUGGAAUGGUCUGGCAGGUCUUGCGUUGGUCUGGUGAACCUGCAGUCGCCUCAUCGUGUGCUUCGUGCGCGUCCAACUCCAUCCCAUCUCUAUCCCACCACCAACACUAGACGAUACUCUACUUGCUACCGUAUCCCUUGCCAUUGACCACGCAAGACAUCAUCCUCUGCCACAUAUCGCCGACCUCUAUCCCUAUUCCUACGUCAAUCACUCCACCCAACCCUCUAUAUUCAUUACCUUCGCUUCGUCCGGCCACGAGUCUCGCGUCUUCACACCAAUCAGCCAUUGCCUACGCCACUCAUCCAUACAUGCGCCCAUCCUGACCGCUUGCCACACCGUCCUCAUCGUAACAUUACUCAUAUUGUUUCCUUGCGCAACCACAUGUCAGCCACACCCGUCGCAAUCUCGAGCCAUCUCAUGAAUUCCUCUUCCAAGCCAUAUCGUCCAUCCUUCUGGAGGAAUGCAAGCCCAGAGAAAUAAAGCAGAGCUUCAAUACCACAAGACAAAAGUACACCCUCGCUUCACCCUCAAUUUCCUGUCAUACUUACUUUUUCCAUCUAGCUUGCAAACUCAUAUUCUGAACUGCUCGAUCAGUUUUCCUCCAAUGACCUCAAGACCGUCGGCAAUUAUUCAAUAGGCAAACUUGUUGGCAAGGGCUCUUUUGGCAAGGUUUAUCUUGCCAAACACAAUCUCACCAAUGGCUCAAAGGUCGUUCUCAAGGCCUCCAGCAAGCAAGAUGCCAACCUUGCGAGAGAAAUCCACCAUCACCGCCAGUUCAUCCAUCCCCAUAUCGCCCGUUUAUACGAAGUUAUAGUCACAGAGUCGUCAGUAUGGCUAGCCCUCGAGUAUUGUCCCGGCGACGAGUUAUACAAUUACCUUUGCCGGAAAGGUGCGCUCCCUCUUGAGACCGCCCAGAAAAUCUUUGCCCAGUUGGUCGGAGCUGUUACAUAUAUUCACAGCAAAUCCUGCGUCCAUCGAGAUCUCAAAUUGGAAAACGUCUUGCUCGACAAACAUGAAAACGUCAAACUAUGCGACUUCGGAUUCACUAGGGAGUAUGAAGGGAAAGCAAGUUAUCUUCAGACCUUUUGCGGCACUGUCUGUUAUAGUGCUCCAGAAAUGCUGAAAGGCGAGAAGUAUGCCGGCGAAAAGGUUGAUGUCUGGAGCCUGGGCAUCAUCCUGUAUGCUCUCCUAAAAGGCGAACUCCCUUUCGAUGAGGACGACGACGCUGCCACCAAAGCAAAAAUCCUCAAGCAAGAUCCCAUUUAUCCUCCUGGCUUUCCCGAGUCCGCCAAACUCCUCAUCUCCAAACUACUCUCAAAGCGACCCUUGCACCGGCCCUCACUUGCUGAAAUCUUGGCCGACCCCUUCCUCGCCGAGUUCGCCCCACAACAACACGCAAUCUUGAAGCUCACUCAACCCGCUGCUUUCACCACCCAGUUGGAAAAGGACACUCUGGAACGUAUGAAGGCCGCUGGCGUCGAUAUUGAUCUUGUCAUCGAGAAUGUCUUGUCCCAACGCUGCGAUACCUUGGCCGGGUGGUGGGCGUUGCUCAUGGAAAAAGAGACGCGCAAACAGGCCAGAAGAGAACGGAAACGAAAAGAGAAGGAAGCCGAACUAAGAAUCAUAAGGCGCCUCAGCGGCGCCAGCAGUCGACUGGAGAGGAUAGCCCCGACCCUCGUAGAGGUUGAUGAGGAAGGCGUUCCUCCCAAUGAGACCCCUCAUCGAAGCGGGAGUCGUGGAAGGACAUCACGCCGGAGCACCCCCCAAAUUCUGGUGACUGAUUUGCCCCAGCUCCCCGAAGGUGAUGUUGUACAGUCCCCUAGCACCGCCACACCUCCACCGCCAAUCGACAAAGACUCAAUCCGUUCCGAGAGCGCCUCCAGGCCUCCAUUACCUUCCAAGGAGCGACAGCGUCGGAGCAGUACCUUGCAAAUAGUUGCAAAUAAUCCCGAGCUCCUUGCUCCUUUGAAUGGAAUCAACAAGAGACGUGGGGGCAAACUGCGCAAUCGUCAAUUUCUCAACCAAUUCACCGCGCUCAAGCACUGGUUGAUUGAGUCUACUAAGAGGGCAAGAUCUCCCGGCGGCACGAGACUGGACAAGUCUGUUAAUGGCAGCUCAACCAUCCUGACCCCAACCAAGUUGGCUCACCACGGACGUCCAGGCGGUGAGACUUCACUGUCCAACAGAUCUUCUGUGGGAUCUGCGCUCACCCCAAUCACCUCCAAUACCAAUCGUCGGCCUUCAGGCGUCGUCACGGGGGGUCACCGAAUCGACACAGCCCGGACCCAACGCAAUUCCAUUUCCCCAUCUCCUGUGACGCCUCGCUCCUCGUAUCGACGAAGCUCGGCUGGCCUUCGCGGUCGCAAAUCAACAUCUUCGUCUGUCUCUUCUGUUCGCAGUAUGCCUCGACACACUUCACACAGCAAAGCAUCUUCACGAAGUUCCAAUAGUAUCGACACAAUGAAUAGCCCUGGAACUAAGACUGUUGCACGGUCUCCACACUCUUCUAUCAAAGUGUUGCCAGCCACACCAACGACCAACAUCUUCUCAUCCAAUAUUCGCCAUGGGAGGAAUGCCAAGGGCGAUUUGACGAGCCAGCCCCGCCCGGUCUCUGGCACGUACGAUGAUAGCCUACGCCCACCGCUGACUCCACAAGCUAAUCCUUUUGGAUCUGGUGUCAUGUUUGCCCGACGCAAAAAGUCGCCAUUCAAGGGCCCUGGACUGAACGCUGCCUUCUUUUCGGGCUCAGGCGUUCCCGCAGCUAUCGGCAGUCCCGCCAUAGUCAAUAACAGGCACCGUGAGGGAUCAGACGGGUCAAUCAAUCGAGGAUUUCGGGGCAUGACCAACGGACUUCAUCGACCUGAUACGGGCAAGCGUAAAAGUCAAAUCAUAGAAGAGGAAGAGGAAGAUGAUUAUCCUGGCCACGGUGGAGGGGGGCUCGAGGGCCAUGACGAAGAGGAUGAGAUUGAGGAAGUUGAUGCCUUCCCUGCUGUAAAGUUGGGAAGGGGUGAGCGAGUACAGAGUAUCACGAUUUUGGAUGAAGACGAUGACGCCGUAGAUGAAGACGUGUUCAACAGCCGAACAACAACAUGAAUAGCCUAGAUUCAAGAACGGCUUUCUCUGGAUUUUCGACAAUCAGUCACGAAUCAUGGAUGACAUUGCGUGGAUACGACACCCACACGAUUGGGGUCGAUCAGAUGGAUUUGGAAUGAGUAAUAUAGGAGCGAUGAUUCGAGCGGCUUCUGCUCACGGCAAGAGGAGCUCGAGCUCGAUUUUUUCGACGUUCACUUGUAGGAUAAGAUGGUCCCAGAUAUGUACGAUUGGAAGAAUUUGAAGCAAAGCCAGGUCAGAUCCUUUACGCUUGCCCUACUUUGACUGCACUCAACUCGU